Molecule: messenger RNA, 2304 nt
Organism: Blumeria graminis f. sp. triticale
Lineage: Eukaryota; Fungi; Ascomycota; Leotiomycetes; Helotiales; Erysiphaceae
Source: the annotation of a GenBank genome assembly
AUGUCCAGGUUUUCAGAGAUUUAUGCUCACCUUGCUGAGAACUCCAUCGAACAUAUCCUUCAAGACUUCCGAGAAUUUCUCACUCAGAAAGAUUACAAAACUGGUAUCGGAUCUUUCUUCACCGAUCUCAUCAAUUACACAUCUCUUAUAACUGAUAUUGAUAACAUGUAUGAACUCUAUCGAAGAUUUAUUGUCAUUACGCAGCGUAUUUUUAAGGAUCAAAUUGAUCUCAACGUAUUUGAUGAGCUUAAAGACGCUAUUAUGAUGGGGUUUAAGGAGCACGAUAUCUUACGCAUUGCUAUAAAAAUCGCGAAAAUUCAUUCACCUGGUGAUUGUGGAGCUCAAUUUUGUAAGGUGACACCAUUGCAGAAGAAUGUGAGCGACCAUAUCUGCGCGGAGAGUCCUGUAGGUGUGAAAGGGUUUGACGACGAGACUGUUGAAAUUACAGAAGCACUGAGAGAUGAUCUUCACGGUAAUGUUAUAACUGGGUUCACAAAUUUCUGGGAAGUGUUUUUUGAGGGAAAAAAUUGGUCGAGUCAAACUUCACGUAUCUGGGAAUGUUAUCAACAGUAUGAACUACAGAAUCAAAAAAAUUUGAAAGAAUAUGUCCACAAAGCGACUUGUUUGAAAGAAGACAUGACAAAGAAACAAUUGUGUGAAUGGCUAGUUUUUUUCAGAGAGAAAUUUCUGUCACAGCUCGUAGAUCCAUUCGCGGAUCCAUUGGAAAAGUAUCCACGUCUUAUCAGGGAAAAGAAAGGCUCCCAGCUUCGCGGGCAAUAUUGUUGUACAACGGCCAAAAAACAGAUGAAAGAUACCAGGAGUGUUCGGCAAGUUGACUUCCUCGUUAAAAGCGUCGAAUUAAGUAACAUUGGGCCCCACGAUUGGAAAGACGUCAGAGCACUGGCUGAAUUUACAAGAAGGCCUUCCCGAAAACAAAGGACAGAAAAAUUUCUCCAACUUUCUAGACAUGUUCGGAACCUGUAUUCUACACAGCCAUUGCGAUCCCUUGUUCAUGGAUUCUGCUUGUUCAAAAAGGAUUUCGAGCUGUGGGUAUUUCAUCGCUCGGGCGCGUACAGCUCGGGUCUAUUAAGUAUUAUCGGUGAAAAAGAAAAGUUUAUUCGAGCGAUCUCCUCGUACGCACUCAUGAGUGAUCAGGAACUCGGUCUUGAUACAACUAUCAAACAUAUCAAUGGACGAUUUUUUGUGAGAGUGGAAGAUAAAAAACUUCAAGAGAAAAUGGAAUUGGAAAUUAACCCUGUUCCAAUUUUCAAGAGUGGUAAGCUAGCUGCUCGUGGUACUACUUGCUACGAAACAGUGGACAAAUUGUCAGUGGUUAAAUACUCAUGGAAUAGAACUCCUGGAAAAUCAGAGAUAAAGUUUCUCAAGCGCGCGCGUGGAGUCAAAGGUGUGAUCAAAUAUGUUGCGUCAGAUAAAAUCUGUAAGAUAAGCGAUCAUUUAGAUCAGCUAGAUUUUAUUGGUGCAAGAGAAUGGAAUAUGUACGGUAAAGAUAAUUAUAUUUCCAAGGUCGUAAAUAACGAGAGAUCGACUAUGACUUCCUGUUUGAGAGAUCGCGAGCUUACUAGACUGAUUAUGGCCCCACGUGGUCGUAGUCUUCGCUCUAGUCAAUCAAUAUUAGAGUUUCUGAUAGGCAUAAGAGAUGCAAUUGCAGGGCAUCGACGCCUUUAUUGUAAAAAGAAGAUUCUCCACGGGGAUAUUUCUGACAAUAACAUUAUUUUGACCAAUUUCAGAGAUACGUUGGAAGGGCAAUUGAUAGAUUUGGAUCAAUCUAUUGACGUCAAACAAACUCCAGACGUAGGUGGAGAAAAGUUCCUGAUAGGCACAAUGAUGUUCAUGGCUAUUGAACGACUUGAACAUGCUGCAAAAGACAGGAUCUACAUUAACCGCACAUAUCGUCAUGACCUGGAAUCUUUUUUUUACGUUUUCAUUGUAGGGUGUGUGGCUUAUGAACGCGACGAGAAAUCGCGCGAGGUUGCAAAUAUCCACUACUGGUCCGAGAGGGAUGUCUAUGAAAACUUUGUUCACAAGAGGUCUUACAUGCAGAAUUUUGAACUCGAAAUUCUCAACCAGUUCUCGCCCAGUUUUGUUGACUUGAAGGACUUGGCUAAGGAACUGCAUAAGCUGUUGUUCGGAAAGCUCGUAAAAUACUUUGGUACCCCUGUCGAUCACGAGCCUUUGUACGAUGGCAUGAUAAAAGCAUUCAACAAAAUCAUUGAUCAUAUUAAAGGUAAGAUAUAUUUUGAAGUUGAUAAUAAUAUCUGUUCCCUUAGAUCAGAGUCUUACUGA